Molecule: messenger RNA, 2031 nt
Organism: Arabis nemorensis
Lineage: Eukaryota; Viridiplantae; Streptophyta; Magnoliopsida; Brassicales; Brassicaceae
Source: the annotation of a GenBank genome assembly
AUGGUGGAAUCUACGUCGAAUUUGACGUCGACGCAGAGAUAUGCAGCCGGAGCGUUGUUUGCAAUCGCGCUAAACCAAGCGCAAAUCAACCAGACUCAGCCGUUAGGGAUCCCGGCGUCGGAAAACGACGACGAAGAGGGUGAUAAUAAUCGUCGUUCCGAUGACCGGAGAAGUAAUUGCAGUAGCGGAGAUUCUGUCUCCGAUGACCCUGGCCUUUGGGUACACGAGACGUCGGGUCUUCUUCGACCAGUUUUCAGAUGUCUUGAUAUCGAGUCAUCGGCUUGGCUAGGUCUUGAGGAAACAGCUAAUUCUUCUCCGGCUAAGCACCACAUCGGUGCGUUCACGAGGUUACUAUCAGAAGAAGCGAGUGAUGCUUCUACAGAGAUGGUGGAGUUAGAAAUGGCUUUAGCUAAAGCUGCUGAUGCUAUGGUGCAAAGCAUUCAAAACUCUGUAUCUAUAGAUGCUAAGAAGGAGAAGCAUCAAGAAUACGAAAACGAAUGCCGUGAGAAAUAUGCGGUCCCUGAGGUAAAAUCGAAAGAUGGAGAUGCGGAGAAGGAUAAGAAGGAAACGGCUGAUAGUGGUGAAACAGUGAGUCUUGAGGCGGGUGUAGUUAUUAGAGAUGGAAGUCACAAGCCUGAAGUUGUUGAAGAAGACAAAUCUGUUGAGGAAGUAACAUUGCUUAGCCAUCAGAGAAAGAUAAAUGUUAUUUAUGAGCUUCUUUCUGCUUGCUUGUCAGAUAAACAUCAAGGGGAUAAGAAAUGUGCUCGGCAUAGAAAAGGCUAUGAUGCUCGGCACCGUGUUGCUCUGCGUUUACUUGCGACCUGGUUUAACAUUGAGUGGAUUAAAGUGGAAGCAAUUGAGACAAUGAUUGCAUGCUCAGCCAUGGCCCUUCAGAAGUCUGGUGAAAUGAAGGAUGAUGAUGCUCUGUCUCCUACGAGUACAUGGGCUAAGUGGAAGCGUGGAGGCAUCAUUGGUGCUGCUGCUUUAACAGGCGGUGCUUUGAUGGCCAUCACUGGUGGAUUGGCUGCUCCAGCUAUUGCUGCAGGGUUUGGUGCAUUGGCACCAACACUGGGCACACUUAUCCCAGUGAUUGGAGCUAGUGGGUUUGCUGCUGCGGCUAGUGCUGCCGGAACUGUUGCUGGCUCCGUUGCAGUUGCAGCAUCGUUUGGAGCUGCUGGAGCUGGUCUCACAGGGACUAAGAUGGCAAGGAGAAUUGGGGACCUUGAUGAGUUUGAAUUUAAAGCUAUUGGCGAAAAUCAUAAUCAAGGACGGUUAGCUGUGGAAGUCUUGGUUGCUGGUGUUGUUUUUGAAGAAGAAGAUUUUGUGAAACCAUGGGAAGGGUUAACUAGCAGUUUGGAGAGGUACACGCUGCAAUGGGAGUCCAAGAAUCUUAUCUUAGUGAGCACUGCAAUUCAGGAUUGGCUUACAUCAAGACUUGCCAUGGAAUUGAUGAAACAAGGAGCAAUGCACACUGUGUUGAGCUCUCUUUUAUUAGCAUUGGCAUGGCCAGCGACAAUCUUAGUAGCUGCUGAUUUCAUAGAUAGCAAAUGGAGCAUUGCUAUUGAUAGGUCGGAUAAAGCAGGAAGGCUUCUAGCUGAAGUGCUACAAAAAGGCUUGCAAGGAAAUAGACCCAUCACUCUCGUGGGAUUUUCGCUUGGUGCGCGUGUCAUCUUCAAGUGCCUCCAAACUCUUGCCGAGACAGAAAAAAACGCUGAACUUGUGGAAAGAGUUGUUCUUCUUGGAGCACCUAUUUCAAUCAACAGCGAAAACUGGCGAGACGUAAGGAAGAUGGUAGCUGGAAGAUUCAUCAAUGUUUAUGCCACAAACGAUUGGACCCUCGGUGUUGCAUUUCGCGCUAGUUUACUCUCCCAAGGAUUAGCAGGAAUCCAACCGAUUUGUAUCCCCGGGAUCGAAAAUGUGGAUGUAACAGACAUGGUAGAAGGUCACUCUUCAUAUCUAUGGAAAACUCAGCAGAUUCUAGAGAGGCUCGAAAUCGACACUUAUUAUCCUGUUUUUCGAGACACUCUCUAA